AUGACACAUCCGUGCAACAAGUAUUUCUUCGCUGUAAUUGUGGAUGAGCUCAAAACUGCUUUGACGACUGUCCCGCCUGCUGAUUGGCAGACCUUGAGGUCCGGCCUCACAGCAGGCAAUCAAUUUACCACGACUGUUGCUUUCCAAACUCAACCCUUUCAGCCAGAACAAAAUUACGAAGCAAUGCCAAAAGGAACAAGAAGCUCACCAUCUGCAACAUCGGCAAAAAGAAAAGGACGUCCACCAAAAAAGAAAUCGAGAGAUUCGAGUGGCAGAGCGGGAGUAGACGAAGGCGAUGAUUUCGAUUACACUGGAGAAGAAAGCGAUCAAUCGUUUGGUGAAGAUGAUAUAGACAAUUUAAGCGACACGGAUUCACUACGGGGCAAAAAACGUGGACGAAAAGCAGGAUCAGCAAGCAGAGAUGAGCGGCCGAAACGCCAACCAGGCACACCUGUUGCCAGCGCUUCUCCGUCUUUGGAUCCAGACAGCGACUAUGAUGAACAUGGAGAAACCAAAGUGGAUAGAGGAGGCAACCUGUUAGGAGGUCGGCAGUACAAAGUUCCAACGUUUAAUUUACCCAACCGUGGCCGCAUGCUGUUCAUGUUUUCCAAGGACCCUGCUGCGCUACUUGGUUUCCGUGACAGUUUCGUCUUUCUAAAAAAGAAUCCCAAGCUGGUCAAGGUGCAUGUCACCGAUGCCGAAAAGGGCUUUCUGGUGCAGCAUAAUCUUCUUCGAUCCACGUUUAGAACGCGAGAAGUGUCCGUGGUAACCGCCCGAUCCGUAUACAAGCAGUUUGGCCAUCGUGUGCUAAGAAAGGGUCGGCGUGGACGAGACGAUUACUACUACACCGGCGAAGACGAGGGCGAUUUUGAUGAACACAGCGAGGAGGAAACAAAGGAUGCAAACGACAAGUCAUGGUCGCCCUUUGCUGUUAGCGGACGAAACAACUUGACGAGCAAUAGUCGACGAACACCUAUUGCUGCUAGUGCCGCUGCCUCCAAAAUGUCAGCACCUGUCAUCACUGAAACCAACUGGAUGCAUCACGUUGCACUAUCUAUACGCAACUUUAACACGCAGCUCUGCGAGUAUCGUCGCGAUAACCCAUCCUUCUUUGAUCUACACACAAACGUCCAUCAGAUCCCAGCAUCAAAGCAGCCAUUGCGCUUGCUGUAUGAAAUGACCGAAUCACCGUUAAAAAAAGAAAGCUCUCAAGAAACUGGAGAAAUAGCAACCGGGGAGAAUGCGCCUGCAGAGAAAGCAACAGCACAGCAGGGAGCUGGAUUCACCGAAAAGAAUGAACAAGAUGUGCCAUCAGUAUCAUCCUCUGCAUCAGCAGCACUGCCAAUGACCGCAGCUUCAGCAGCAACGGUACCCACACCAGCAGUACCAGUAGCACCACAGUCAUUAACAUCAGCACCGCCAUCAUCAUUACCUGUUUCCACACCAAGUGUCCCACAAAUGGCACAGGUACCGCAACAACCAGGCCAAUACCCCGCUACAACACAACAGCAACAGCAUGCAAUUCGCCAAAUGCAAGCACAGCAAGCUGCUGCUGCCGGUCAUCCAAUGUAUUUCCAACAAAUGGCGGGCAACCGGCCACCUCAAGUACCUAUGGGCGGACCCAUGGGAGCAUAUCAUCCUCAGCAACAACAAAUGAUGAUGCAACAUGCAUCUGCCAACGGUGUCUAUGCCCCCAAUACCAGCAUGGCACCUAUGGGAAACAAUCCUUAUCCGUUUAUGCAUCAAAGCGGCACAAUGUAAAAAGAAACAACUGAUAUCCAUCUCUGUGCGUGUGCGUUGUGAUUGUCUAUAGUAAUAAUAAUGCUGCUUUGCUCCUGGUGAAAUAUACACAUCCUAUAUAUACUCGUGUUUUCUUU
Molecule: messenger RNA, 1877 nt
Organism: Zychaea mexicana
Lineage: Eukaryota; Fungi; Mucoromycota; Mucoromycetes; Mucorales; Lichtheimiaceae
Product: chromatin remodelling complex Rsc7/Swp82 subunit-domain-containing protein
Exons: 7
Coding region: 1-1761 (586 amino acids)
Source: RefSeq, a predicted model, not a curated record